Molecule: messenger RNA, 3888 nt
Organism: Plenodomus lingam JN3
Lineage: Eukaryota; Fungi; Ascomycota; Dothideomycetes; Pleosporales; Leptosphaeriaceae
Source: RefSeq, a predicted model, not a curated record
AUGGUCUUUGAGCCAACGUGCAUGCCCCACAUGGAAGAAACAACAGUUCCAAAGACCAUUACUUGUACAUUUGCAACUGCCUUCUCUGGCCCUGAAUCGCUUUUGCGAUCUCAGACACUCUGUACCGAUGGUUCCAGUGCAGGUGGCCGGCUGCUCAAGAGGGCCAUAUUGACGACCUGCACGACUCGUCCGUCUCUUAUGUUGCCAGGAGAUGAUUACUUGAAGGCCCCAGGCAAACACCAAUUCCAUCUACCUACGCAGCAACGACCAGGCGGAUCCCCAGCUGGAGUGCUGUCGCGGCUGUUCCAGGUCUUUGUCUGCCAUCCGGUCAACCAACGACUCAAGGCGCGCGUUCGGAGAUUCCACUCAUCUCCGCCCCCAUCACUCACUGGGGCGUCCCACUACUCGCCUGGCCGCGUCUCUGCGACCCGCAUUCGCGCACACUCGUCAGCUGCCUGUCGGCGCCGCCUCGACAGACCUCAAUACCUCGAUACUCCUCAUCCUAGUCUUUUGCGUCCACUGUUAAUUCCCAGCCCCGGUUUCUCCUUGCACCACUGUGCCGAGCCCCCAGACCAGUUCUGGAAGAGCCAAAGUCCUCCUGCAGCUCCACAUCUGCCUCUACCUCGCGUCUGCUUCCUACGGCGCUUGGUUACCAACGUUUCGGCCGUUGAGAAACCGCUUCCUCCUUCUCUGCAUAGACCCAACCGUCCUGCUGGCUUAUCUUACUCUGCCUUGGGCGCAAGUACCGAGCCCCUGGGUGACGUCUCUUUCUGGAAAAAGCCCAAAGGGUUGAAGCUCAAGCGUGUCUUGUCGAACAAUAGACGCUCUGUCGAAUCUGCAUCUUCCCGGAUUCGUUCCUAUCGCAAGGCGAAUUCGGCCAAGUCAAUCGAAAUCUCUGGGUCUUCGUCCCCUGACGCUGCUCAUCUGCACAGUCCUACUUGUCAAGAAAAUCUUAAGCAUUCUCCCAUCGUUGUCCCACACUAUGAUCUUGUAGCACCGGAUAGCCCGAAAAGCCCCUGUACAUCGACUGGAUAUAGCUCUUCCCGAACCUCGACCGCUGUCUCGAGUAGCCGUCCCAGUUUUUCCGAUUCUCUUGAGCAGAAACGUACAUCUGAUAGCGAUUCCUCUAGUGCAAGAGCAAGGCAUGUUGAGAUUCUAGUUCCGAAGUGGGCUAUACCUAUACAACGAUUUUCUUCGACACCUAUCAAUCUUGACCUCGAAGAUCUGCAGACUCUACCGGGUGGCAAUCACAGGCCGGCAAGCAUGGCUACAAGCCGGACGAACACACUCGACUCGCAGACGUCUGCGCCAUACUAUAAUUCGAGCGUGAAUAGUAGCCAGACCAGCCUACAUCGUCAAGAUGGCCAAGAUACAGCACCUGAACGGCCGCCAGCUUCGACCGCCCGGACCCCGGGCUCAGGCAUGGCCCCGAGUCCUGCGAGCAUCGCAGGACUCGCGACUCCCACAACCUCGACAGCAGGAUUAUCUGGAUUGGUCUGCAAUGUCCAUCGUACCACUGGUCGCGAGCCCCAUGCGCUAGUCGGUGCGACGACCACGAUUUUGGGGGACAAACUAUAUGUCUUUGGUGGGAGAAGACUUUCACGGACUCGACCGCAACUUACAUCAGAUCUGUACGAGCUCGAUCUUGUCAAAAGACACUGGUCAAAAAUAGAGACCAAAGGGGAUAUUCCCCCUCCACGAUAUUUUCAUAGCAUGUGCGCGCUUGGCGACAGCAAACUCGUUUGUUACGGUGGCAUGUCACCCACGGCUGCCCAGCCAAAUCAGACAACUUCAGUAAAUCAGGGGGCUCCCUCAGAAGCUCAGCCCGAGGUGGUGGUCAUGUCUGACAUUCAUAUCUAUGAUGCGCCAACGCAGACGUGGAUGCAUAUUGCUACGACCGAGGCGCCACAGGGUCGAUAUGCCCACUGCGCAACAAUACUCCCAAGUUGUGCUGUAUUCAGCUCCACCAGUGCCGCAAUUACAGCUAUCAGACACAAUCCGGCUUCAUCCAACCCCAAUCAAGGCUCUCUUGGCGUCCAGUUGGACGGUGAUGGCGGCGCAGAGAUGCUGGUUGUCGGUGGUCAAGAUAGUGCAAAUCACUACAUUGAGCAGAUCAGUGUUUUCAAUUUGAGAAGUCUCAAAUGGACAGAGACAAGCACGCUUGGAAGAAGUUGCGGUGCUUACCGCAGUGUCGUAGCGCCUCUGACCAGCAUAGCACCACAGGACAUCGGUGCCGGAUUACGGCAGAAUAACGAGCCAAGAUCAUUGAGCGAACAAAAUCCGCAUACUUCAGGCGAAUCUUCAACGUUGAUCUACUCGAACUACAAUUUUUUGGACGUCAAAUUAGAAUUACAGGUACGACAUCCGGACGGAACCCUGUCCGAAAAGCCGAUGCAUGGGAACUUUUCUCCUCCUGGACUUCGGUUCCCGAACGGUGGAGUCAUAAACAAUCACUUUGUAGUGAGCGGGACGUUUCUGACGUCGUCCAAGCAAGAGUAUGCACUUUGGGCAUUGGACUUGCGAACACUCAGCUGGGGGCGUAUAGAAGCAGGUGGUAACAUCUUCAGCCAAGGGAGUUGGAACAGAGGCGUGCUAUGGAAUCGAAGGAACAGCUUUGUGAUUCUUGGAAACCGGAAACGGAGUCUGGUUGAAGAUUACAACCACCGACGGAUCAACUUCUCAAACAUGUGCGUCGUGGAGCUUGAAGCUUUCGGACUAUACGACAACCCACGCAAAGUGACCCCGGCGUCAGGAUUCACAUCUGUCAGUGCACCGCCUCAGCACGAUCGAUUGGAUAUGCUCGCUGGCGGACGCACACUAUCACCAGCAGCAGCGGAGCUUGGCCAGAUGGCUCUGGGGUUAAAGGAGUUUGCGGACAUGGAAUUCGUUGCAUUGUAUGGGGAGCGGAUCCCAGUCAACUCACACAUCAUUGCCCGUCGAUGGGGCCCUUAUUUCAAUCAGUUACUGCGCGGAAGUAUGCAAAGCCUGGAGAAAACGGAUGCAGAGACUGCAACGCUACGACCGACGGCCACGAUGCACCCUUCACGAAAUUCGAGCAUCACCAUCACACCAUCCAUCAGGACAAACUAUUCCGCAGCAACCACACUCACUGCAAACACCAUGACCGCUUCCGAGGCCACGGCCGUAUCUUCAAACUCGUACGCACAACUUAGCCCGCCGGAUCCCUCUUCCCAUACCCCGUCACUUCGACCACGAAGAUUAUUCCUUCCGCACACACAUCUCACACUGCAAGCCCUCAUCCACUUCCUCUACACCUCCACCCUCCCACCACAGAGCUCCCCUCUGUGCUCUCCCCAAAUCCUCUGCUCCCUGCUCCAACUCGCACGCCCAUACCACAUCGAUGGCCUCCUCGAAGCCAUCAUCGAACGCCUCCACCUCCUCCUGGAUAACAGGAACACAGCCGCCAUCUUCAAUGCCGCAGCCAUGGCAGCCGGCGGCGGCUCUGGCAUCGCCUUCCUCGGCGUCAACGGUGUAACCACCAACAGCGACUCGAACGGCGUUGCCGCGCCGGGCGGCAGCAACGGCGCCACACUUGACGACGUGGAGCGCAGCCUAGACGCCGGUCUGCGCGCUCUGCAUGUGCAUUCCGAGGGAGAGCGGUCGGAUGAUGAGUCGAGCUCUGCGGUGUCGGAGACGGCGUCUGCUUCUGCUUCUGACAGCGGACAUGGAGACGGCAGCGGGAUUGAUGACAGAGAGGUGUGGAACGGGGAGAUUAGUGCGGUGGUUGGGUUGCAGAAGCGUGGGCUCAGGGGUCUCAUGGAGGGCCGUAGGAUUAGGGAAAUGGGAAGGGCAAGGGAGAGGAGUAGGGAUGAUGGGGCUGGAAUGGGAAAUGGGGAUGGGGUGGGUUUGGGUCUGCAGGGGGCUUGA